Molecule: messenger RNA, 1556 nt
Organism: Populus trichocarpa (black cottonwood)
Lineage: Eukaryota; Viridiplantae; Streptophyta; Magnoliopsida; Malpighiales; Salicaceae
Product: BAG family molecular chaperone regulator 8, chloroplastic
Exons: 2
Biological process (GO): protein folding
Cellular component (GO): plasmodesma
Molecular function (GO): protein-folding chaperone binding
Source: RefSeq, a predicted model, not a curated record
CCUCGCAACACAAAAUGGCCUCUCACUACCACGAUCACCACUGCCAAAACCAAGUAUCCAUCCCCCCCUCGCAACACAAAAUGGCCUCUCACUACCACGAUCACCACUGCCAAAACCAAGUAUCCAUCCCCGCCGCCGCCACUCACUGCUGUUAGAGCCACUGUUUCAGCCAACCUCUCCACCCGCCACCAUCACCAGCACCACAAGUAUCAAUCGAUCCACUUCUUCAAUCCCCUGUUUCUCUCCUCCAACAGCAGCAGCAACACCACCAACCCCGUCUCUUCUCUCCUUGUCUUAACAAGAGAAACAACCCCCAAAAAAAUAAUCACCAAAGAACAAACUUUCUCCCUCAAAAGCUAUAUUUCCAUGAAGAAGAUGACCCCCAUCAAACCCAUUUUGUUCUCUCUCCUCUUCUUCAACGAAUCAACACUCUCGAGUCCUCCCUUCACCAUAUUUCUACUUCUAGUAAUAAUAUUAGUCAUUACUAUCCUUCACGUACUCUCAGAGACACAGCUGCACGUGUUAUUCGAACCCAUUUUCGUGCCUUUCUUGUUCACCGAUCAACCCUAAGCCAGCUCAAGGAGCUUGCUUUUAUCAAAUCCAGUUUUAACUCGCUGAAGUCUUCUAUUUCUUGUAAAUCUCUUUUUGAUUUUGAGGUUGUUUAUCGUAAAGCCAUGGACUUGCUGCUCAAACUUGACUCCAUUCAGGGUUUGUUGGGUGGUGAUCCUAUGAUCAGAGAUGGAAGAAGGUCAGUUACUAGAGAUUUGGUAAGGUUUUUGGAGUUCAUUGAUGGGUUUGCAGUUAAAAGGCAUGAACGUUCAUGUAAUUCUGCUAGGAAUGUGAGGGUCUUAGGGAAGAGUAACAACGCUAGGAUCUUGAAUGCCAAGAAUGAUUAUGGUGGUUAUGGAAAUUUGAUUGAGAAUCCUAGAAGGAAUAUGAGAAAUGGUGGUGACUUUGAAAGUAAUGGGUAUUGCCUCGAAUCAAAAUGGGAGUUUAGUUUUCUCUGCUCCAGUGCCUGUAAAGAUGGAAUCAAGAGCUGAUUUGAUGAAGAAGAGAAAGGCUGUGAAAAUUGUCACAUAGAGGGCCAUUAAUCGGGCUUAGAUUCUGAAGUCCCGCACAAUUUUGUGGCUUGGCUGGGGCAUCAGAUUCCUAUUGUAAUCUAAUAUCAUUUGUUGGUGUAGGAUUGACGAAAUGCGUUUCGCUAGUGUAGUGGUGGGAUUUGUGUGUAAUCUGCUACUUUCUCCCAGAAAUUUUAGAUGUUGAGUGAAUAAUAAAUCCCACAACUGAGAAUGUCUUAACUCUAUAUAUUUUACCGAUUCACCACUCAUUUUUCCAAAAGUGCAUUUGCUGCUGGUAGAAAAUGUAUUCUUCCAUUCCUGUGCAUUUUAACCCUUCAUCUGAAUUACUCUGUCAAAAUACCUCUCUUCAUGCUAGAAGUUUCUUCAGCAGGAGAUGUUCCAGCCACGCAGAAGCACUCUCUGCACAUUUUAGUGUGACAUAAUGCAAUACUAAGGACAACAGAAAAGAGAAUGAGACUCUGUUGCUAAUGCCAUGGU